Messenger RNA from Lathyrus oleraceus (garden pea), 1315 nucleotides. RefSeq names its product transcription factor PIF3. Lineage: Eukaryota; Viridiplantae; Streptophyta; Magnoliopsida; Fabales; Fabaceae. Gene Ontology annotation, biological process: regulation of DNA-templated transcription. The coding region runs from base 155 to 1165 and encodes 336 amino acids. Gene Ontology annotation, molecular function: protein dimerization activity; DNA-binding transcription factor activity. The transcript is spliced from 5 exons. The record is from RefSeq and is a predicted model, not a curated record.
UAGGAAUUAAAUUUGAGAUGUACCACACCUAACUAGCCUUAAAGAUACACCACAUGGAUUCUUAUAUAUAACAUUUUUCUCUAUUCAUAUUCAUCUUAUUAAAGACACAACAUUUUCCUUUAGUUACAAACAACAUAAGCUUGUUCUUCUUAUCAUGUUUGAUUCCAGUUCCUCUUACGUUGAUUUUCAAUCCUCACAAACCAAGAACAAUACUCACAUGUUCACAUAUUUAACACCCUUCAAAAAACCAAGACUAGAAACUUCAAGCCAAAUAGAAACAACCAAGUUACAGCAAGGAGGGUGUGAAUAUCAAAAAACAGAAAAAGUGAACUUCUCAAAUUUCUCUGUACCUGCAGUGUUUCUCAAACCAACUCAUCGACAAAACAGUUCAAGAAAUGUAUUAUCUUCAGAAAGAGUACAAGAGAAAGAACUGCUACCAACCCUUGAUGAACACUCUGAAGCUGCUGAUAACCAUAGUAGUGCUUUUGGAAUUAGAGAAAAGAGAAAAGCUAGUGAUAUUGAAGUAUGUAAUGAACCAGAAUCUUCUUCUGCAUGUUCACUUGAAGCCUCAAAUGAUCCAAACUUUGGUUUCAGAGAUCAUGAGGAGAAUUAUGACUCGCCAUAUUUUAGUGAUAAUGAGGAAGAAACCUCAGAAAAUAUGUUGAAAGCGAAGCCAGCUCGUGAAGGAAACAGAAUCAAGAGAAGCUACAAGAGUGCAAAGAGUCAUACUUUAACAGAAAGGAAGAGAAGAGAUAAAAUCAACGAGAAAAUACGUAUAUUGAAAGAGCUCAUACCAAAUUGCAAUAAGAUGGACGAGGCUUCAAUGCUUGAUGAUGCCAUUGAUUAUCUCAAGACCCUCAAGCUUCAGCUACAGAUUAUGACAAUGUGUAGAGGACUUUGUAUGCCACUUAAUCAUCUUAUGAUGUUACCACCAACACAUCAUAUGAAUAUGAAUAUGAAUGCACAACAUUUGAUGGGUUUCAGGCCACAAGUACAGUUUCCUAUUCCACAAAUGAAUAAUGGUGUCACAGAUGAUAAUAACAACAUCAGAGUUCAGAUGUUUGGUUUUUCCAACCAAUUACCACCACCAAUGUCAAUUCAUAAUGCACCUUUCACAGUUCCUGUCAUUGGAAACUCUUCCACUGCACCAACCUCUUUUCAGUAACUAAUGAGCAUUCAUGUAGAGAUUCGAAGGAAAGGAAAACUAGAUGACAAUAGAAAGAUUAGGCUUGUUUAAGGCAAGUGUAAAGUUGGUUAACAUCUUACAGAAAUGUAUUUGAUUGUAUAAUAACAACUGCAUGUUGAGAAAAUUCUA